AUGAGAGUACUAGAAUUGUACUCCGGUGUCGGCGGCAUGCAUUAUGCUCUCAUUGAGACCAAACUAAAUUUUUCGAUUGUCGCUGCAAUUGAUAUUAAUGAUACGGCUACUUCCGUUUAUCGUAGAAACUUCCCGUUUUCGAAUUCGAUCAACAGGGAGAUCGAGAGUUUGACAGUCCAUGAAACGCGCACUUUUGGUGCUGACUUGUGGUGCAUGAGCCCUCCAUGCCAACCAUUUACUAGACUGGGAAAGCACAAAUGUGAAACGGAUGACAGAUGUUCCUCGUUUAUGCAUAUGCUAAUAAGCGUGCUCCCAAAGUUUAUAUUGCUUGAAAACGUCAAAGGUUUUGAUGGAACUAAACCUUGGGCAGAAUUACUACAAGCACUUAUCGACUGUAAUUACGUUUAUCAGCAAUUCAUUCUCUCACCUCUUCAAUUCGGAAUACCAAACUGCCGAUCACGAUAUUAUCUCGUCGCUCGCCUGAGACCCACUCUAACACUUGCAGGUUCCUCCGCGUUGUGGUCACAGCAUAAGCCAACGAAAUCUCCCGCCCCAUCCGAGGAAGAAAUUCACCACGUUCCACCUAGAACAGCACCGGCGUUACCUGGCUGCAAGUGUCCUGUCUGUUGUGGUCAAGUCAGGCAUAUCUAUCACUCAGGCGAUAAUAAUGUUGACUACUUGCCUUACUGUCCACCUAUUUCGAAUUUUCUCGUGGAUGAGACGUCCGAGGAGCAUUCAAAAAGGGUUCAGUACCUGAAUGAUAGCCAAUUAUCUCGUUACUUUGGAAUAUUGGACAUUGUCAGACCGAGUGAUCACAAAACGCGUUGCUUCACCAAGGGCUAUGCGAAAAGAAUUGAAGGCACCGGGUCAGUGUUGCAGACCGCUUCGCUGGAUAUGUCUGGUGAUGACGUCAGCGCCAGUUGGACCGCUGCAAAUGGAGACCAGAAGUCUUUGUUGACUCUAGCUCACAAGUUGCGUCUGCGUUUUUUUCUCUCCAGGGAAGUGGCUAACUUUCUCUGCUUUCCUCCUUCUUUUGGUUUUCCGGACGAAGUUACCGAGAAGCAACGCCUGCGACUUCUGGGAAACAGUAUCAAUGUUCUCGUUGUGUCACAUUUGCUUCAUUGGGCUUUUGGAGAUGUCACAGAUUCGACAUUAGACCAAACGACGUCCAAUCUUACGACUGUUUAG
Dicrocoelium dendriticum is the source of this 1188-nucleotide messenger RNA. NCBI's taxonomy places the organism in Eukaryota, Metazoa, Platyhelminthes, Trematoda, Plagiorchiida, Dicrocoeliidae. The record is from the annotation of a GenBank genome assembly.